UGGGAGGUGGGGAAAUAACCCAAAGACCAGUGAAUAAACAUUAAUCUAGUUUACUUGAUUAGUUUAUUUGAUAAACAUUUCUUAUAUCAAGUGAGAAAACUAUUAUCCCCAAAGAAUACAAGUAUUUAGCACAGAAUUACUGAAGAAUCAAAUGAAGUUUAAAUAUGUAGCACAAUAUCUGACCCAUUUAAUAAAUGGCACCUAUCUCGAUAACACUACACUUUGCCAGGCUAUAAAAAAUUUAAAUAUAAUGAGCAUAGAAAGCAGAAUAAUAAAGUCAAGUUACACGUGUAAAUAACAGACUACAUUAGGCAGGGGUGGGUGUCAUGAGGAUUAGUGUGAUAGUGACCUUGUUGCUAAGUACAAAAGCAAAACAAUGACAUAAAAACAAAUGCUAAGUACUGAGUGGAGGAGAGAAAUGGAGGCAGACACUGGAAAAAAAGACUGAUUAAAAGGGCUCUUUGAUUCCACAGGCACAAAAUCCACAGCCAGGAAUUUGCUGCCACCUCUGAGUCAGGCAGGGGGUGGGGAUGGGGGUGCACAAUCCCAUUAGAGAAUGCCCAGUGGAUUUAGUCUGUGGGAGUCACAUUUCUUAUUUGGACCAGUGAAGACAGAAGCAAACCAGCUCACUUGUUUCCUGGGACAGUUGAUUUAGGGGAUGGCUUUCUCAGAGCAGUCACCUCUGACCCUUCACCGCCGGGACCUCUGCAGCCGCUCUAUCUGGCUAGCAAGGAAGAUUCGUUCAGACCUGACUGCCCUUAUGGAAUCUUAUGUAAAGCAUCAGGGCCUAAAUAAAAAUAUCAACCUGGACUCUGUGGAUGGUGUUCCAGUGGCAAGCACUGAUCGCUGGAGUGAGAUGACUGAGGCAGAGCGACUCAGAGAGAACCUCCAGGCUUACCGUACCUUCCAUGAGAUGUUGACUAAGCUUUUAGAAGACCAGAGAAUUCAUUUCACUCCAACUGAAGGUGACUUCCAUCAAGCAAUACAUACUCUUCUGCUCCAAGUUUCAGCGUUUGCCUACCAGCUAGAGGAGUUGAUGGUGCUUCUGGAACAUAAGAUCCCUGAACGUGAGGCUGAUGGGAUACCUGUGGCUGUUGGAGAUGGUGGCCUCUUCGAAAAGAAGCUGUGGGGCUUGAAAGUCCUUCAGGAGCUUUCACAGUGGACUGUGAGGUCUAUCCAUGACCUCCGUGUCAUUUCUUCUCAUCAGAUGGGACUCUAAACACAUGAGAGCCAUUACGGGGCCAAGGACAAGCAAAUGUAGCAGC
Acomys russatus (golden spiny mouse) is the source of this 1265-nucleotide messenger RNA. It is a transcript of the gene Cntf, whose product is annotated as ciliary neurotrophic factor. Gene Ontology annotation, biological process: astrocyte activation; positive regulation of tyrosine phosphorylation of STAT protein; ciliary neurotrophic factor-mediated signaling pathway. Gene Ontology annotation, cellular component: axon. NCBI's taxonomy places the organism in Eukaryota, Metazoa, Chordata, Mammalia, Rodentia, Muridae. The transcript is spliced from 2 exons. The coding region runs from base 659 to 1219 and encodes 186 amino acids. Gene Ontology annotation, molecular function: cytokine activity; growth factor activity; ciliary neurotrophic factor receptor binding. The record is from RefSeq and is a predicted model, not a curated record.